UGUAAGACAUUGACGAACAUAUUAUCACGUGUGAAAAUAGAAAUUUCCAGCAAACCAUUUUCAUUUUGGAAACCGGCGUUUGUUCUUCUUGCAGAAAGUAUAUCAAGAAUAUUUGCUGUGUGCAACGCACAUAUCGUCUAAUCACACAAUGGAUACGAAACAUGAAAACAUAGACAUUACGCCUUCGAAAGAUGGCGGCGUACUUAAAGAAAUUCUUCGAGAAGGGACAGGAGAAGAUAAGCCCUUAGCCGGCGAUAAAGUGUUGGUACAUUAUGUCGGCACACUGGAAGAUGGCACAGAGUUCGACUCUAGCCGAGGAAGAGGGGACAAAUUUGAAUUUGACCUGGGAAAAGGAAGUGUGAUCAAGUCAUGGGAUUUGGGUGUAGCUACUAUGAAGAAGGGAGAAAUCUGUCGACUAACAUGUCGCGGUGAUUAUGCCUAUGGGGAGAAUGGAUCCCCUCCUAAGAUACCUGCUAACGCCACACUUAUUUUUGAAGUGGAACUGUUUGAAUGGAAAGGAGAAGACAUCUCGGAGAAGAAAGAUGGCUCUGUAAUUCGCCACCUUGUACAGACUGGAGAGGGCUAUCAAACACCCAACGACGAAGCCUCAGUCAAAGUACACUACGUGGGACGCUGUGGUAUGACCGUGUUUGACGACCAACAGGUGGAGUUCAUCCUGGGGGAGGGAGACGAUGCAGGUGUCAUUGAAGGUGUUGAAGUCGCCAUCAAACAAAUGAAAAAGAAGGAAAAAAGUCGUCUGGAAAUUCAGCCCUCAAUGGCAUAUGGAGAGGCAGGAAACUCCAAGUUCAACAUUCCACCUAACACUCCACUACAGUUUGAUGUCGAAUUGUUGUCGUUUGAAAAGGCAAAAGAAUCCUGGGAGAUGGAUGCAAAUGAGAAACUUGAACAGGCAGAGAUUAAGAAGGCAAAGGGAACAUCUUACUUUAAGGCAGAGAAAUACAAGAUGGCUGUCAAGUUCUACAGUGCCGUUGUAUCCUUGCUGGACAAAGCCACUGGGAUGGAUUCAGAAGAAGAUUCUGCACGCAAGACUUCCCUCCUACUGGCAGCCUUUCUGAACCUGGCUAUGUGCUACCUCAAACUGGACGACGCCCAUGAAGCCCAGGGUCAAUGUGAUAAGGCCCUGGAACAGGACAGCAAAAAUGUAAAGGCGCUGUUCAGGCGAGGACAGGCUCUACAGAGCAAAGGAGAUUAUGACCUGGCUAAGAAGGAUUUUGAGAGUGUGGUUGAGCUUGACCCUCAAAACAAAGCAGCUAAGAACCAAAUAACUAGGUGUAUGCAAAAAAUCAAGGAGUUCAAAGAGAAAGAGAAAAAAAUGUACGCAGGGAUGUUCCAGAAAUUUGCAGAGAUUGACAGCAAAAAGAAGGAGAUUCCAUUGGAUGAAGGAAAAGACCUUGAGAAAUCUGAUGACCUUGAGAAAUCCACCGAGGAAGAGAACCAGGAGCCACAAACAGGGGACCAGCCAGUAGAAGCGAGCUGAAGAACAGCAUUACGCUAGUCUUCAUCAGUCUGUUAGUGUAACAUUACUCCAUAUUUUUCAGUGUUAAUAUGGGCUGUAAGUCCAUCAGUGUAAAAUUACACUGGUCUCUGUUAAUGUCAGUGUUAUGCUGUACUGUUAGUGUUAAUAUUACACCAUUUUGUCAGAACAAAUGUAAAAUCAAGUGUAUGUAGACAUUGAUCUAUAUCUGUUUAUUAAGUGUUAUAAGGAUCUCUCCUUUUUCUGUUUUUUUUUGUAAUUUUUACUUGUAUAUGUAAAACAUUAUACCAGUCUAUGUUUUCUAUCAGAUUACACAGCUCUAAGUGGCUGACUAAUUGGACUAUGUAACACUAAUUAACAGACUGAAAUUUGUGUGUGGUCAAAUAUGAUUGUACAGUGUUUAUGUAACAGUGUAAAAGUGACGUGUGUAGUCGUUUAAAACUUCCUUAUGUAGAAGUGCAAAUAUCAUGUUGUGACUGAUCUUUCUGUAACUGACUGUUCAAGGAUUUUAAUGUGCUAGGCAUGCUGGCCAAGAUUAUGUAUGUGUGUCAAGGUUGGUAGACACUUCAAUAUCAAAACUUUCUCUUUCUGAAUGUAAAAUCUCAUUAUACUUUACUGUUUAUUGUUUCACCAGUAUUAGAACAACUGAUACUGAUCAUGUGUGGCCAUAGCUGUUGUAUGGCUGGGAUUGUUUUGUCUAUGAAGUGACAUGAAGGACCAAAAGACUCGAGGAUUUUUUGAGGGAAAAAAAUAGACAUGUUCAGGGUGCAAUUUUUUAAACAUUAAGGACCAGAUUAAAUGAGCUUGUGCAAUGGUGUGGUUUUCGUUUGUUGUCAGUCUGUCUGUUUGGCUUAGGGUGAUAAUAAUUGGACUAAAGGGCUAUACAUUUUGUAAAUGAAUCCUCUUGACUCACUUUCAACGUCUGUUCAAACGGUAAACAACCAAGGAUAUUUG
This is a messenger RNA of Mizuhopecten yessoensis (Yesso scallop), 2449 nucleotides long. RefSeq names its product peptidyl-prolyl cis-trans isomerase FKBP5-like. Lineage: Eukaryota; Metazoa; Mollusca; Bivalvia; Pectinida; Pectinidae. The transcript is spliced from 8 exons. The coding region runs from base 149 to 1498 and encodes 449 amino acids. The record is from RefSeq and is a predicted model, not a curated record. Gene Ontology annotation, molecular function: peptidyl-prolyl cis-trans isomerase activity; protein binding.